Molecule: messenger RNA, 1517 nt
Organism: Peromyscus leucopus (white-footed mouse)
Lineage: Eukaryota; Metazoa; Chordata; Mammalia; Rodentia; Cricetidae
Product: trem-like transcript 4 protein
Cellular component (GO): cell surface
Molecular function (GO): signaling receptor activity
Source: RefSeq, a predicted model, not a curated record
UGGUUUCUUCCUGGGCUUUCUCAGCUUUCCUCACUCCGUCUUGUGAGUCAGGAGACUACAGUUUCUCUGUAAGCCUUUAUCUAGUGCAGUUCAGGAUCCUAGCUACAAAGCCUAUGGCUGGAGGAUCCACAGGGCCACACAGGCCUUGCUCAGCUUCUCUCUUGUUCACGGAGGUCUCUGCUUCCUCGGCAAUUCAUCCCACACUGGCUGUGGUGGCUGCCUGGAUCCUGCCCUGCCCUGAUCUCUUCUCCUCAGAGCAUCCCUAGUCCUUCCCUUCCUGCCCCAUCCCAGCUGAGAAGAGGACCUAUGGCCUGGGAGGCCACAUGCCUGCUGUCCCCCAUCCUGCUUUUGCUCCUGGCCUCAGGUUCCUGGGCACAGAACAGAGUGUUUCUUCAAAGAGCAGAGGGAGAGACCAUUGUGGUGAGAUGCCAGUAUGAUUCCAGCCAACGCUUCAAGGAGAAGGUGUGGUGUCAGGAAACAUCAGCAGAAACUUGUGAAAUCUUAGUGUCCAGUCGCAGCACAGAUGCUCAGCUGUCAAAAUUCUCCAUCAGGGACUAUCCUGAUUCUCAAUUCUUCACUGUCACCAUGACUGCACUCACGGUGAGAGACUCAGGUCUCUAUUUCUGUGGGGUCGUUGAAAAUCUCAGAAGAAUCUUUAUUCUCAGAAACAUCUACCUGAAGGUGUCAAAAGCCCCACCCACAGCCUCCUGGAGAACAACAGCCCUGGCCUCUGCCACCAGCUCCAUCACUGGCAGCCCUCCAGAUAACUGGAUGUGGAAGGUCAUCAUUGCUGGUGUGGUAGUGGCCAUCCUGCUACUGCUCGGACUUGUGGUCCUUGUCAUCCUGUACCUCAGGAAUGCUCGACGAAGAGCCCAGAAAGCUGAGAACGAAUGUCACCAUAUUUAUGAAGACUUUCCAGGCCAACAGGAAGAAACCACGGCCUUCAAUCAGCAGACCCUCUCCAGUGAGGACGCUGAGAUCACCUGCUAUGCUUCUCUCAUCCACCUCAACCACGUGAGCCCUCAGGACUCUGUCUCUAGCAACACCCAGCCCUACCUGAAGCCCUCGCCUGACCCCCUUCUGUCUGUGGAAUAUGCUAGCAUCUCUAGAAACAGACUCCAGUCUUCCACGGCCCCAAGAGGUGGAGACCAGGAACUGAGGCUGAGCGCACAGGGCAGAGCAUGUAGGCAUAAAGGCACAUCCCAGCAGAGGAGGAACUUCCUACAGCAUAGAUGGUCUCAGAAUUUUGGGGCCACACUUUCUUCAAGGAAGAUGACCCAAAGCACAGUGGAGAGGGCCUGUGGACCCCUGAUCUCUCCCCUCUGGAGGCCAGUGCCGCUGGGACGGUCUACGUGGACAGAGACCUGGGCCAGUGCCUCUCGAUGACUUGCCUCCCUUCCUGUGGUGACCUCCACUUCCUUCCCCACUGGCUCUUGAAACCCAGGAAGAUUGUGCAAGUUCCCCCAGGAACUCCGAGUCAGCGGGGACGUCUGCCCAACCCCAGCUCCUUCCCACAC